Molecule: messenger RNA, 922 nt
Organism: Lytechinus variegatus (green sea urchin)
Lineage: Eukaryota; Metazoa; Echinodermata; Echinoidea; Temnopleuroida; Toxopneustidae
Product: transient receptor potential channel pyrexia-like
Exons: 5
Coding region: 43-810 (255 amino acids)
Biological process (GO): transmembrane transport; monoatomic ion transport
Cellular component (GO): membrane
Molecular function (GO): monoatomic ion channel activity
Source: RefSeq, a predicted model, not a curated record
UAGAUUUGGGUUACCUUUUUCUGAAAAGCACUGCAUGCCUAUAUGUAUUUUUUUUCCAAUUUCUAUUCAGUUGUUCUUCUCAGUACUGUUCAAUUUCUUGUCGUCAUCUUGCUCUUGAUUGUGGCAUUUGCUUUGGCCUUCAACGCCUUACUUUUAAAUCAGACUGAUUUCCAUUCGUUCGGGAACGCCUUUCUUCGAACGUUUGCCAUGACGACAGGAGAGCUGGAUUUCAGUCGGAUGUUUCACUCUCAGAACUACCUUGGGACUACGAAUGACAGCCCAGUCGAAGAGUACAUUCUGACUGCUGUCUUCUCAAACACCAUCACCAGCAUCACCUUUGUUGUCUUUGUCAUCACGAUGCCCAUCAUUGCCAUGAACUUGUUGGUUGGUGUGGCCGUUGAGGAUAUUCACCGCAUAAGGCAGAAGGCAACAUUCUAUUACAUGAAGUUAAAGGUGGAUCGUGUAAUAUCAGGAGAGAAUAUGGCUUUUGGUACCCCACUAUGUAAAUACGUCAUAAGAUGGCUUCCUAUCACGGUCCAGUCAAUGAACAUGCGACUUUCACGUCAAUCCAGAGCAGCAAGGUUUCGUUCUUGGUUUACUUCUGUCUUCGAUUUUGAAAAGCUUCGAGAAAGCGUUCGAGAGGUCUGUUUGAAGAACCAGGAGAGAAAAGAACUUCGCGCAAAGAGUUCAUCUAGCAGUCAGGGUGACCAGACCGAUGGUGGAACUGACCAAACCGUACUUCAAAAGCUACGUCAACUGCGAGACGAAAUCGAUGGAAUGAUAGGUCAAGUUGAACAUAGUACUGCCUAAAUGUAUAGGCAAAGUAAACAGAAACGGCGAGCGGAAUUAUGCACGUCUGUGCUAAAUAUUCAUUCUACAGAUGUCUUUCUCGAGUUUCCACUCCCUUUAAUUGUUCAUGUGU